UCUUUCACUUCACGAUAAGACAAUGUGAUUUUUCGAAGCAAUUGUGCUUGUCGCGUGCUGUGAUUCCUGACUAAAUUUUUGUGGUAUUGGGGAAAUGGGGACUACAAAUGCAGAUGUUUUCAAUUCAAUAGGACUGUAAAAUUGUGUCCGGUCCGGUGGCGGAGUGUCGUUCGUUAGUUAUGACGAAUCCUGGAAUCUGCCAUUUGCUUUUGACUUUUGGGAAAGUGGACGGAAAUGUGUUACUGACGGUGUUUUUCGCUUUUACUUUAAAACGAUGAGGUGUUUCCACGCCAUUCGACCAAGCUGAAUCGAAAGUGAACGAUUCUAAAGCAUGCAUGUCGAAGAUCCUGCCUUUCUCCUCGCGAUCGCUGCCAUCCUAGAAGAUGCGUCUUUGAGAGGGUCUCUAUUCUAUUGCAAGACACUAAUGUGACGAAAACAGGAAAUCUGAAAUGGUCAAUGCGACAUUGACGAUGGUCAAAAGUAAAACUGACCAUAUUGUCGCUGCUGUCGGUUUGAACGCAAACACGGAUUUGGCUGUUGCUUCUGAUUUGGAAAUAGAUUCCAAUUAUGGUGGUUAUCGAGUCAAUGCUGAGCUUGAAGCACGACCACACGUCCGGUUGGCUGGAGAUGCUGCCUUCUUUUGUGAUAGCAAAUGGGGUCGUCAUCGUAUGAAACAUCACCACCAUGCUGUUGUAUUGGGGCAAUUGGCUGGAGAUAAAAAUACUUGUAACGAAACAUGGAUGAACAACUGCAGUGCACUGUCACCAAGUGCAUUCUUCGUCGUAUUAUUAGUACGCAAUCGGUAUCGUGCUGUUGCCGUUUGUCGUAUCGUUGAAGGUUGGGUCGAUCACUGGUGUACCCAUGUCUCCUGGGUAUGGUGGAUACCAAAGCACCACGCCGCCGCCUUGCUACACAACGACAACAUUCGCACCAACCGGUUACUACACUGAGGGCCACAAUUACUACACCACCAAGGCUCCAGA
Molecule: messenger RNA, 983 nt
Organism: Daphnia pulicaria
Lineage: Eukaryota; Metazoa; Arthropoda; Branchiopoda; Diplostraca; Daphniidae
Product: apoptosis-inducing factor 1, mitochondrial-like
Exons: 8
Coding region: 450-950 (166 amino acids)
Biological process (GO): apoptotic process; mitochondrial respiratory chain complex assembly
Cellular component (GO): mitochondrion; cytoplasm
Molecular function (GO): FAD binding; NAD(P)H oxidase H2O2-forming activity
Source: RefSeq, a predicted model, not a curated record